Diatraea saccharalis (sugarcane borer) is the source of this 2096-nucleotide messenger RNA. The record is from the annotation of a GenBank genome assembly. Lineage: Eukaryota; Metazoa; Arthropoda; Insecta; Lepidoptera; Crambidae.
AUAACAAAUUGGUAAAAUAUACACAGCUACACUAUCUACAGAAUCGAUAGUUCUGGAAUAAUAUAAGAUGAACAAAAGAUAGCUUAAUUAACAUAUAGAUUGUCUUUAACAAUGUUUGCCUUUACAUCUACUUUCUUCCCCCUAUUAGUUCAAUAUAUAUUGUACGAGAUAUCAUGAUUUAAUAUUGAGUGUCAUAUCGAUUAAAUGAGAUUUAUUAAUUUAAAAAACAAAUGUUGUUGCUUAUAGCCGAAGCUGAUGGAAGGAGGCAACUACAUUCGCGAGGGCCGAGAUUCCACCAAGUCCACGUGGCUAUUGUUCUCACCUAAGGCGCCCGAUAGCGCAGGCAACUUGGCCAAGUACUUAAACAUAUUCUCUACCCACGGCGUCAACUUAAGCCAUAUUGAAUCCCGAUCCUCUGUAAGAAGACCAGGUUAUGAGUUCAUGUUGGAGUGUGAACAUGGUGCCGGCGAUUUUGGAUCAGCACUUGAAGAGUUGAAACAGAACGUUGGUUACCUGAAUAUUAUCUCGAGGAAUUACAAAGAUAACCGAUCUGCCGUUCCUUGGUUCCCGCGUCGUAUUCGUGACCUGGACAGAUUUGCGAAUCAGAUUUUAUCGUACGGCGCGGAGUUGGACUCGGACCAUCCAGGUUUUACGGAUCCCGUGUAUAGAGCACGUCGCAAGUAUUUCGCAGACAUCGCUUACAAUUACAAGCACGGCCAGCAUUUGCCACAUGUUAAUUAUACAAAAGAGGAAGUUGCCACUUGGGGAGUGGUGUUCAGGAAGCUAACAGAACUCUAUCCUACACACGCCUGUAAAGAGCAUAACCACGUGUUCCCACUACUCAUAGAAAACUGUGGCUACAGAGAAGAUAACAUCCCUCAGCUGGAAGAUGUAUCCAACUUCCUUAAAGAUUGCACUGGAUUCACACUACGGCCCGUGGCUGGUCUACUGUCAUCUCGUGACUUCCUCGCUGGGCUCGCGUUCCGUGUGUUCCACAGUACUCAGUACAUCAGGCAUCACUCGAGGCCACUAUAUACACCAGAACCAGACGUCUGUCAUGAACUCCUGGGCCACGCGCCACUCUUUGCUGAUCCUGCGUUUGCUCAGUUCUCACAGGAGAUAGGCCUCGCAUCUUUGGGCGCUCCUGAUGAUUAUAUUGAAAAACUUGCCACGGUGAUUGAUUUAAUUAAUAUGCAGUUAUAUAUUCACUUAUUAUAGUUACAUAUUAAAGAAAUAUAAUGUAAUAAGUUAAUUUUCUUUUUGAUUAACGAUUUCGGUGGUCAUCCGUGGUGUCAGCCACAAUCUCAUGACGGUUUGAAGAUGUCAUCAUAUUUUGAGAACGUUAAUACUCUUAAUGAUGUAAAAAAUAGCUAUUUCUAUUUUAGUUUAUCGCCAGUCAUGGUGAUUAUCAUGGUGAUAUCUUCGUUGUUCCAUAUUACAUGUUACCUAUUUAAUUUAGAAUCUGAGCUAUGAAUAUAACGUUGUCUAUUGAAUGAUAUAAAAAAAUGUACUAAUCAUAUGGAAUUAUUGUUUAAGAUGCAUUUUAGAAAUAAAAUAAGUUUCCUGUGCAAAUUUUAUUAACAAACUUCAUCUUUCAGUGCUUUUGGUUCACGGUGGAGUUUGGUCUAUGCCGACAAGAAGGCGCCUUGAAAGCGUUUGGUGCUGGAUUACUGUCUUCCUUUGGUGAGCUACAAUACUGUCUGUCGGACAAGCCAGAGCUGAAGGAAUUUGAUCCUGAAAUCACCGGCCUCACCAAAUACCCCAUUACGGAGUAUCAACCAAUUUAUUUCGUUGCUACCAGCUUUGAGGACGCUAAAAAUAAAAUGAUAAAAUUCUCUCAAACCAUUCCACGAGAUUUCGGCGUACGUUACAACCCUUACACACAGAGUAUUGACAUCCUGGAUUCCUCUAAGCAGAUGAAAGAUCUUCUCCGAGAGGUUCAUCAGGAAAUGGGCCUGCUUAUUAACACCAUGGACAAACUAUAGGUCAAACAAUAAUUGCUAUCUAAUUUUAAGACAAUCAAAAUGUAGGUAUCGUUCUAUGUGAAAGAAGAUCCUGUUGCCAUUUGAUUUAAAGAUGUCAUGGCGGGCUAUUGU